AUGCAGUUCGUAGAGUCUUUUCAAGAACAGAUAUUUUCGUGUCCACCAUCCGCAGAAACUUCUAAAGAAUUGAUUGACAGUGAUUUGGCAAACCGAAUCUCGUCUUCGGUUCUUCCAGUUGCCUCCAACGCUGAUUUGUCAAACCGAAUCUCGUCUUCGGUUCUUCCAGUUGCCUCCAAUGCUGAUUUGUCAAACCGAAUCUCGUAUUCGGUUCUUCCAGUUGCCUCCAAUGCUCAUUCCAUUACCUCCAAAGCACGUCUCUCAGGUCCAAAAGGCAACUAUGUAAAACUGAACCUUCGUAAAAAGCGUUUCAGUCGUUGUGGGUCCCAGCGACAAGCACACACUAGAUUUCAAAUUCGAAGGUCUAAAUUGGCCAGAAAAUUCGGCUUUAAAUACGGUAGAAAGGGUAAAUGUUUCCGGUGCAACCAAGAAGGUCAUUGGGCUAGUAAAUGUCCUAAAACUGUUGCAGAGCGUUCCCCACAGCAAACCGAUCCAGAGGUCUUCGAAUCUGAACAAAACCUAGGUUUGAUUGAAUUGCGUAUCGCCGAUUUGGUCGACCUGCGCCGCCAAUUUCCCUCCGGGCCACAGUUAUGCGAGCUUUUGAACAUUGGCGAUGAGAUAGCUUAUCCCCAAACUUCUCCCGGAAACACUUCAGCGACCUUUGACUUUACUGAAGUGAAAGACUUUAUGGCCAACUUGCUGCAUCAGAUGGGAAUUCGUGGUUUUCGUCCGGGCCAGGAAAGAGUUGUUUGGAGGACUCUCGCUGGAAAAUCGACCCUUCUUGUCUUGCCAACUGCCGGUGGAAAGUCACUCUGCUAUCAGCUGCCAGCAGCCAUCAUUCAGAAAUUUAACCCUCCAUCUACAGCGCUAGUCAUUUCUCCCCUAAUUUCGCUCAUGGAAGACCAGGUGUCCUCCCUUACCUCACCCAUUCGGGGCGUCUUUCUCAGCUCAAGUCAGACAAGAGACGAAAAGGAAGCGAUUUUGGAUGCAGUUAGGAAAGGCCAGUAUGCAUACAUUUUGAUGUCACCCGAAGCUUUGGCUGAAUCUGAUUGGAUUCUGCGUCGAAAUUGUCUCCCACCCAUAAGUUUUGUCUGUAUUGACGAAGCCCAUUGUCUGGCUGAUUGGUCGCACCAUUUCCGUCCAUCCUACCUUCAAAUAUGCAACCUGAUUCGGAAUCGCCUUGGUGUAAAUCAGUUUCUCGGACUCUCUGCCACUUGCACACCUUCAACCAUUUCGAAUAUUUGUCAAAAUAUGGGCAUAAAUGAAGUGGUCAAAUUAGAAACAACAUGUGGCCCCGGGAAUCCCUUAACAAGCCUUGAUCCUGAUGGUGGUUACCUCCAACCUAUUUCUAGUCCGUUACCCAGCAAUCUACUUAUCACCGCGUCCAUGGAUACCAAUAGAGAGGAGGCAUUGAUUAGGCUUCUUCAGAGACCUCCAUUUUCUGAACAACUCUCAAUCCUAGUCUACACUGCUAGCCGAGACCUCACUGAACGUCUUGCAGGAUACAUCCGAACACGUCUACAGGAAGUGAAGCAGAAGAUUGGCAAACGAAUCAUAGGCUGGAACACGGCAGUAUACCAUGCGGGUCUUUCGUCGAAGGAACGAGCGCGAGUGCAAAAGCGCUUCAUGGCCGGUAGGAUUCGUGUCCUUGUGGCUACCUCGGCUUUUGGCAUGGGUUUGAAUAAACAGGAUCUUCAGGCAGUCAUCCACUUCUCAUUGCCCAAGUCUUUUGAGAAUUACAUCCAGGAAAUCGGCCGUGUUGGACGCAGUGGUCAACAGUCCUUCUGUCACACCUUUUUACCUCCCGAUUUUUCCUCUGGGAACGUGCUUUGUGACGCUCCCACAAUUACGCCGGAGGAAGCACGCGAGGCUAACGAAUUAAGACGCCAUAUAUUCGCCAAUCACAUCGACAUUGUCCAGCUAAAACGUCUACUGGGCCUCGUAUUAGGCACUAGUGAAAGCCAAAAUCAUCGUGGUUACGUUGUUGCCCUCGAUCCAGACCAGGUCGCUGAUCAGUUGGAUGUGAAACCAGAGAGUCUGGCCACUUUGCUCACUUAUAUGCACCUCCGGUCGGAUAUGCCACCUUUGGUCACACUUCUUCCUCCUGGGCCUGCGAAAAUCACAGUUGACUGCUAUGGUGGUCCUCGUGAAUUAGCUCGCGUUUCAAACCGUAGUCUCGCUGUUUCAGCUUGGCUUGGUCACAUUAAGUCUUCCGCCGCAACCACAUCUUGUUCACUGGCGGCUCUACGCACAGUAAGCCUUGAUUUAGUGGCUCUGUGCAACACCUGGGGUUGGCGGCCGGACGCCGUGUGCCGGGAGCUACGUGCUCUCGAGUGGGACUCGGUUGACGGGUCCGUUCCCCAACGCACAGGAGUGAAUGUCUCUAUCAAUGGCUCACGUCGCGCUUCUUGGCUCUGGGUACAUGGCGAUCGCCUGCUGCACCGGCUGGAUGAGGAGUUGGCUUAUCUACAACGUCGCCUACAGGAUGUUCAACGUGCGGGUCUGCGAAGUUUAUCGCAGCUUCAAUCGGCCAUCGCGAUAGUGGCCGUGAAAUCCGUGGACGACAUAAAGUUUGACGAUAGUCUCGUGCAUGUUAGGUCUAAGGCAUUGCACGAACGAGCGAAGGCCCAUUUUAACGAAACUACUGAUGAAGCUCCAUGUACCUGGCCACCUUCCGUGUCUGCGGAAAAGGAAGGGUCUGUUCGCCGUACAGUGUCCGAUUUCCUUCAGUUGCAUGGUCAUAGUUUGAGUGGACAACUGACGGGCCGCGUGCUGGCGAAUAUUUUUCACGGAAUCGGUUCCCCAAAAUAUCCAGCAGUUUCCUGGUCUCGCGCGCAUCGAUUUUGGCGUGCCCAUCUCGAUGUUGACUGGCCAACUUUGCAGCGGAUCGCUACGCAGGAGCUGAUCCAGUCCGAUUUUGCAUUUAUGUGA
Mesocestoides corti is the source of this 2931-nucleotide messenger RNA. The record is from the annotation of a GenBank genome assembly. Lineage: Eukaryota; Metazoa; Platyhelminthes; Cestoda; Cyclophyllidea; Mesocestoididae.